Messenger RNA from Biomphalaria glabrata, 2852 nucleotides. RefSeq lists its product as uncharacterized. The transcript is spliced from 2 exons. Gene Ontology annotation, molecular function: protein binding. The record is from RefSeq and is a predicted model, not a curated record. Lineage: Eukaryota; Metazoa; Mollusca; Gastropoda; Planorbidae. Bases 109 to 2211 code for a protein of 700 amino acids.
UUUGAACAAGGCAGUUCGUAGCAUUAGCGAAAUACGAGCGCUAUAGCGAAUUGUCGUUCCUAUUACGUGGUUAACUAUUGCAUAGUUCUGAUACCAGAUUAUAAAACUAUGGUGAUCAAACGACAAGUGGCCUACGGCAUUGUCGAAGGCUUGAGUGUCUUCUGGAAAUGUGAAGAACUGCAAGAUUUUACUGUCACACUUGGAAUAACAAAGUUUGGGUGUCAUAGGUUUCUUCUGGCAGCUUGUUCUGGGUUUUUUAGGAGACUUUUUAGAUACGGCAUGAAAGAAACUGAAUUGAAGUGUGUGACAGUAGAAGACAUCUCUAGUGAAACUUUUGAGUUGAUCCUGGAGACUCUGUACACUGGUCAUGAUGUUUUGACUAAUGACAAUGUCACUAACAUCUGGGAAGCUGCACACCAAUUACAAAUACCAUUUGUAAUCACAGAGUGUGAAGAGUUUGCUAAAACAUCAUUGUCCUUGUACAAUUACAUUGAAUAUUAUAAAAUUGCCAAACGUUUUGAAUCCAAAGAAGUGUUAGACAUUGUUUGGGCUUUUAUUUUGAAACACGCCUUUCAUUUCUUUAAAACUGACUUCUUUUUGGAGAUGAAACUUUUGGAUGUUUUAAAUCUGAUUAAAAGUCAAGAUCUUGAAACAACUUCCGAAGAUGUCGUAGUACACGCCCUGCUAAAGUGGUUGGAAUUUAGACCUUGUUUGACACUUACAGAAUCUGAAGGUUUAACCAAAUCUGAAUAUGCUACCAAAUCUGAAGAUUCUACCAAAUCUGAAUAUGCUACCAAAUCUGAAGGUUCUACCAAAUCUGAAUAUGCUACCAAAUCUGAAGGUUCUACCAAAUCUGAAUAUGCUACCAAAUCUGAAGGUUCUACCAAAUCUGAAUAUGCUACCAAAUCUGAAGGUUCUACCAAAUCUGAAUAUGCUACCAAAUCUGAAGGUUUAACCAAAUCUGAAUAUGCUACCAAAUCUGAAGUUUAUUCCAAAUCUGAAUAUGCUACCAAAUCUGAAGAUUCUACCAAAUCUGAAUAUGCUACCAAAUCUGAAGGUUCUGCCAAAUCUGAAGAUUCUACCAUGGAUUUUGGGAGGUCGAUCUUUAAUAUGAAAAGAAACAAAGAAGGUUGUAUAAGAAAACAACACCUGCCUGAUUUGUUGUUAAAUACAAGAACCUGUUUAUUAAGUCCAUCUUGUUUGGAAAUGUUGAUUGGUCACCCACUGGUUAAAGAAACAAAAGCAGCCACAGACAUUAUUAUCAAGUCUAUAAUGUACCAGGUUAAAGUUGGUCAACGCAAUGAACAAUGGCCGUCUGGGGCUAUUUAUAGAAGCAACGGAAACUAUGUUAACAUUGCCAUCACUACCUGGGAAAAUGCAAUUGGAGCAAUGCAAAUCAAAGCGUUUGCGUUUCUAUCAAAGAAAUGGUUCAAACUCCCUGAUUUAUUUAGCGGAUCGAGUGUGACAUUUAUUGCUUAUGAAAAGUCGCUCUAUGCUAUUGGUCAAUCAAUUUCUGUUGAGGAUGAAAUGUUCUCAGGUUUUACCUCAAGAAACAAACAGGUAUUCAAGCUUUCAAGUCACAAUUGGUCAAAAGUCAAUGUUUCUUUAGGCGUACUUAUCAAACCAUCUGCUGUAGUGGUUGACGCUUUCAUUUAUGUCCUUUCGCCUGAAAAUAAAAAAAUAUGGCAGCUGGAUCCAGCAACAGAAAUAUCUAUUGAAAAAACUGAUUUACCUUUUGUUCCGAAACUACGUCACGUGGUAAGCUAUGAGCAAUUUAUCAUUGUGUUUUAUUUGUCAGCUAAUGAAGACAAGACCAAGGCACUUUGUUUUGAUACCUCACAAAAUACUUGGACCAGUAUUUCUGUUUUUAAUCACCCUACAACAGGCAUGAUUAGUUUUAAACAUAGCUGUUCAACAUACCUCCUGCUUAACAAUGGGAAUCUUUACUUGUUUGAGUCACAGCCUAGAGACUUCCAACUGAAAUAUUUGGCCAAACUUUGGAGUUGUGAAUGGUCUCUUCAUGGAGCGGUCGCUAUAAGAGAUGAAAUCUACAUCUAUGGAGUUAAAUCUGAAGCUUUAAAAGAAGAUUUCCAAAAACAAACUUCAUUAGAAGGCAUUUUUAGUCAAAUAGUUUACAUGGAGAGCAAGGAUACAGUGCCAUCGACAUUUAAACCAGCAACAUUAAGCCGAGAAAGUUUAGUUGAGAAAUAAAGUUUUACUUUGGAUACUACCUUUGCGAGGCAAAACUUAUACCAAUUAUUAACAUCAUGAUCCUAUGUGUUGAUUGUGCAAUAAGAGUUUGAGACGUUUUAAAAAUCACACACAAAAAGAAUUAAACUUAAUGCCAGCGAAAAUAAUAUGAAUAUGAAAUGAUUUAGGAAAGUAAGAGACCUGGCUGCUCUAUCGAAGAUAUUUAAGGCUUCAUCAAAGGUGCCUUCGCUCCAAAAUGGGCAUACGCUGGCAAGACUACAUUACAAAUAACCAUGUUCUGCUGGAGGCCGUUGUGGACAGUAAAGAAGGACUUAUUACCAUUCGGCAGCUGCGCUGUGUCGGACACCUAUCCAGCAUUUGAGGUAACCGCAUGCCAAAGGCGAUCUUCUUUGGCGAGCUUAGAGGAAGACGGUGUAAGCGCUACAAAAUCAACUCUGGCGCCAUUUCGUCCUCAUUGGCAUAGAGGAAAGUAGCUGGCAGAUGACCUCUGACAGAGACAGUUGAAGAACUCUAAUAAAAUGUCGUGGGACACAUUUGAUUAUUAUUAUUAUUAUUAUUAUUAUUAUUAUUAUUAGAAAACUAAUAAGCUUCACCUAUUGAAACGAUAUCUCUAAAUAAUAAAAUAUAUAGCAAAAUUGAAA